Messenger RNA from Stegastes partitus (bicolor damselfish), 865 nucleotides. Its product is annotated as type-2 ice-structuring protein-like. Lineage: Eukaryota; Metazoa; Chordata; Actinopteri; Pomacentridae. The transcript has 7 exons. The record is from RefSeq and is a predicted model, not a curated record. Bases 74 to 595 code for a protein of 173 amino acids.
UGCUCUCUGUGCUGAAGGGUUCGCAGGAGGAGGAGAUCAUCCUGCAGCAGGUUCCGAUCAGCAUCGCCUCACCAUGAAGACGCUGUCCGUGUGUUUGCUUGUUUGCGCCGUGACGGCUCUGACCAGAGCUGCUGCUUUUCCAGAAGCAGCAGCUGAAAACAAUCAACUGGCUAAGAGUCGGCUGGUCAAGAGGUCGGCGUCUUGCUCUGGUGGCUGGUCUGAGUUCAACGGUCGCUGUUUCCGCUACGUUCCCAGACCCAUGACUUGGGCUAAAGCCGAGAGAAACUGUCAGUCUUUUGGUGGAAACCUGGCGUCGGUGCAUGACAUUACCGAGUACCACGAGCUUCAGAGGCUGAUCAUGACCGCCAGCUAUGAGUUCAAACCAACCUGGAUUGGAGGCUCCGAUGCUCAGGAGGAGAAUGUGUUUCUCUGGAGUGAUGGAAAACCUUUCCACUACACCAACUGGUGUCCCGGAGAGCCGAACAAUGGUCGAACCACGCAGCACUGCGUCCAGAUGAAUUACGGAGACUCCAAGUGUUGGGAUGACUUGCAGUGUCGGGGUCGUCGUCCUUCUGUCUGCGCAAAGAGAACCUGAUGACUCCUGGCCAUGAAGUACCUGUAAAAAACACAGACAAUGCCUUUGUGUCUACAUGCUCUUACUUCUUUGUGCCAUCUGUACCGUUUAGAAGUUUUCUAUUUUGUCUGCUGCUGUAACGCAACUGAAGGAACAAAGCGACGCGUCACACCACCGAAGCUGGACCAUCUCCGAGGCCUUGGAUAAGAGUGAACGUGGAAUGAAAAGAAAGCUUCAAGCACAACUCUCCUUUCUUGUCUUUUGCCAAAUUAAACAUUUUAAGCAUUGAAA